This is a messenger RNA of Dinoponera quadriceps, 6263 nucleotides long. RefSeq names its product protein vav (gene Vav). Gene Ontology annotation, biological process: cell migration; regulation of GTPase activity. Bases 575 to 2965 code for a protein of 796 amino acids. Gene Ontology annotation, molecular function: guanyl-nucleotide exchange factor activity; protein binding. The record is from RefSeq and is a predicted model, not a curated record. Gene Ontology annotation, cellular component: cytoplasm. The transcript has 9 exons. Lineage: Eukaryota; Metazoa; Arthropoda; Insecta; Hymenoptera; Formicidae.
GUCCAUGGCCGGUCCUGCGAGGAAUAGCCUUCAUUGAGCGUCGAUCGGAGAAUUUCGUUUGUGUGUGCUGAAUGUAAUAUUAUGGCGUACGUAAUGAUUUGCACUGGAAUAUGUGCAUACGGUAAUAACUCGCGACAAACGUUACCAUAAUCUCACAGGCAUGAACGGUUAACGCGUGGCGUGCAGCAUCACAGGUACAUCAUCGUGACAUCGUGUACAUAUUGUGCUCUCAUUCUUCUCCUCUCUUCAUCUCUUUCUUCUACCUUCUGCUUCGUGAGUUCACCGAGAAGAAAUGCCAUCGUAAUGAUGACACUAUGGACAAAGUUUUUCGAACCUAGUUGCGGAAUAUCAUAUUGUUUCUUAUUGGCUGGCUGGCUGGCUGAUACAACACAAUAGGAAACAACGCGAUUUGCUUCCGGCCCACCAACGACGCGGUGACAGCUGCGGAUCUUUAAUGGGUCAAAAAGAAACGAUCGACAAAUUUUGGUAGCAAUGUGAUGAAUAUCUUCCUAAAACCUUAUACAGAAGUGUAUCUGUCACAGAUGAACAGAACUUUUACUACUGCAAUUAUUAAAUGAAAAUGAACAGGACAGAAAGCACAGAUACUGGAAAAGGUUGGCAUGAGUGUGCUAGCUGGUUGACAAGAUGUGGAGCAUUACGAGCAGAUCACAAAGCCAAUUGGCCACAAGCAACUGCAUUUGAUCUGGCCUAUACAUUACGAGAUGGUGUGUUGCUUUGUAAUCUACUAAAUACUGUGGAUCCAGGCUGUAUAGAUAUGAAGGAUGUAAACCAAAAACCACAAAUGGCACAGUUUUUGUGUUUGCGCAAUAUAAAGAUGUUCUUAUCAGCAUGUUCAAGCAUUUUUGGCCUUCUGGACUCUGACCUCUUCGAGCCAUCUAUGCUGUUUGAUCUGUCUAAUUUUCAUCGUGUCCUUUGUACACUCUCUGUCUUAUCUAACUGUCCACGACUUAGGCGAAAGGGUAUAUCUGGAUUUUCAGUUGGUCAUGGGCGAUCACAAGAAGAUAUAUAUAAAGAUUUACAAAGCGCUGGUGCAGGCCGUGAAGAUGAGGGUCGCCGCAGGAGAUUUAGGAGACGAGAAGGUGAUGAAGCGGAUGGAGGGGGGGAUAACGAAGAUCCUAUUGCUGAGGAAGAUGGGUAUGGAGCAUUUUGCAGUCACGCGCAAAGCGAGGAGAUCUACCAGGACCUUUGUAGUCUACAUUUGCCACCUCCUCCAUCCAUUGCGCAGGGCGGUGCCGUUACUGGAGGUGAGAAACGGGAUUACGUAAUUCAGGAACUCGUGGAGACCGAACGGAAUUACUCGGAGGUACUAAGCAGUUUGCUCAGGCAUUUUGCUAGGCCACUAUCAUCAUUGCUGCGACCCGAGGACUCUGUUCGCAUUUUCUUCGGCAUUAAAGAACUCUCUGAGAUCCAUGUCGGCUUCCACAGUCAGCUACGUAAGGCACGUAGCGGUGCCGCAUUGGCCCAGGUGUUUCUGGACUGGCGGGAGAAGUUCCUUAUCUAUGGCGAUUAUUGUGCCAAUCUCACUCUCGCACAAAACACACUGCAGGAGGCUUGCACUCGCAACGAAGUAGUCAAUCAGGAAGUUAUCAGGUGCCAACAAGAAGCUAACAAUGGUAAAUUUAAGCUACGUGAUAUAUUGUCCGUUCCAAUGCAGAGAGUACUCAAAUAUCAUUUACUACUGGACAAGCUUGUUGAAGAGACACCUCGCGAAUGGGUCGAGGAUUAUCGACAGUUGACGAAAGCGAGGGAAGUGAUGGUUGACGUCGCUCAAUACAUAAAUGAAGUGAAGCGUGAUUCCGACACAUUAGACAUCAUAAAAGAUAUUCAGGCAUCGAUAAUUGACUGGGAUGUACCAGAGGAUGCGCAGCUUAAAGAUUUUGGUCGAUUGCUUCGAGAUGGCGAGCUCAAGGUGAAAGCUCACGGCGAUCAACGAAUCAAAGCCCGCUACGCGUUUAUUUUCGAGCAAGUUGUAUUGAUUUGCAAAGCUGGUAGAGGAGAUCAGUACUGUUAUCGGGAAACCUUGCGGUUAGAUGAUUACAGACUGGAAGAUCACAUAGGACGACGGACACUGGGCAGAGACUCACGCUGGUCUUAUCAGUGGCUACUUGUCCAUAAACAGGCAUAUACAGCGUAUACUCUAUACGCAAGAACAGAAGAGCAGAAGCAAAUGUGGAUAAAAGCGUUGCAAGAUGCUAUGGACAAUGUUAACCCUGCCGCUUGUCGCAACACUAAUCACAAAUUCAAGCUGACAACAUUCGAUAUUCCUAGAAGUUGUCAACGCUGCGGAAGAUUUCUCAAGGGCCGCAUAUUUCAGGGUUACAAAUGCGAUACGUGUCAUCUAGCCGUGCAUAAGCAAUGCAUCGCGCACUCAGGUCGCUGUAUGCCGUCACCGCCCUCACCGACACCUCCCCCACCGUUACCUUGCGAACGUGCGUUAUCCGUGAAGUUAUGGUUCGUUGGAGAGAUGGGUAGAGAUGCAGCUUCCAAUAAAUUAGAAUCCCGGGAGGACGGGACAUAUAUGCUGCGUGUACGUCCAGUGGGGCAACCUCGUCUUCAGCACGAAACAAGUUACGCUCUUAGUAUUAAAGCGGAGGGAGCGGUAAAACAUAUCCGCGUAUUUAAGCGCGAUGUGGACGGCGCAGAUCUUUAUUAUCUCAGCGAAUCUCGUUUCUUCAAGAGCGUCGUCGAACUCGUUGAAUAUUACGAGCGGGCGUCAUUAUCGGAAAACUUCGAGAAGCUGGAUCAGCGUCUGCUGUGGCCGUACAGGCGAAUUUUGGCCAAAGCGCUUUUCGACUUCCAUGGCUGCGAACGUAAUCAGUUAAGUCUGCGACGCGGUUGCCGGGUUGUAGUACUGAGUAAGGAAGGCGAUGCCAAAGGAUGGUGGAAGGGUAAAAUAGGAGAUCAAGUUGGAUUUUUCCCGAAAGAGUAUGUCGAGGAGGAAUAGAACUAUAUUGUCAAAUUGUUAUGUUUCGUUACGUACGAUGUGUCGGGUUUCGAAAGUAAAAUUAUGAGCAUAAUAAGCAAAUCUCACUUUUCUUAUAACUAGUUCACAAGAACUAGUUCACUAAGUCACAAAAACUGACUAACUGAAUAUCAAGAGUAAUAUAAUCUAUAAAUUUUUGCUCAUCCGGUGACAGGUACUUUCAUGAAGAAAUGAACUAGAGAAACUAGAACAAAUGAAAGAGAAAAAGCAAUGAAUAUCGGUACAUAAAGAAGAAUUUAAAAAAUGUGCUGAUUUUUACCUUCAAAGCGGUCACUUCCAAAUCUAUAUUUUGGUACGUUUUAAGUCUUUAAAGUUACUAGCCUUUUAUUCUGAUCAUUUUAAUUGAUAACAUCAAAAGUAAGAAAAUACAUAUUCAAUAUUUUUGCGAAAUAUGUUGAAAUAAAAAGAUAUAUCCGUAAAAAUAACACCUGGGGUCCAUUGAGCACAUUUGUAAAAUAUUUUGAAACUCUCUUUUUCUUUCAAUAAUCAAGGAAAAACUGUCAAAUUAAUGUGAUAUAUAAGUUACUUUUUAACUACGCAAUUUUACCACAUUAAUUAUACAAAAUAUAUGUUUUGAAGGAGUCGUUUUAGAGAAAAAAUCAGCGCUUUUUUUUUAUAUCGUCUUUCAAUAUACGGUAUUUGCAAAUGGAAAUAUAUUUUUGAUUUCAUUUCUUCAUACUUUUUAAUCUUUGACUGUAAACAGUGCCUACAGGCGCUUAAUGAAAAUGCUCACCAUGUAUAAAUUGCGCUUAUAAGCGUUUGAUGAAAACGCUUACCAUGUAUGAAUGGUGCCUAUAGACUCUCAACAAUAAUCGCUCACUAGUAAUAUUUCAAUGAGUUAAAUUAUUAAAUAUCCUGUUUAUAUAUUAUUGUUAUCAUACAGACAUAAAAUAUUGAAUAUAAAAGUGAUUUGAUUAGAAUGAGGCAAUCUAUAACUUAAUCUAAACUAUAACGUGCGAUAGUGCUCUACACAUUGGUAAUUACUACAGUGACUCGGUCGUACAUAGCUAGCACUUUGUUACUGAACGGACUCCGCAGUCAAAGUUAAUUAUCCAUUUAUGAUCUAAGUAAGCUUAUGAAAACUUAUUACUUCGAGAAACAUAUGAAAAUAACCAAAUCUAUUUAACCGUGUAUAUUUUUCUCUGCUCUGGAAAUUAUCCGAGAAUCGUCAAUACAAAACCGACAUUUCAUAUCUCGUACGUAACAACUUAAUAUUCAUCGACUUCAAUGGCCGUUCGAAACACGUGAUGCUGUGGUAAUCAUCAUAUGGUGCAAUUAUAUUAAUUCUAUUUACACAUACCUCAGUAGGAAGGGAUAAGAGAACGACUUUAAUUGCGGGGUAUUCUUGCAUUGUAUAAAAAUGAAAGGACGUAUGUAGUUACUAACACACGUGAUUUGAAUGUCGCAUGCGUAACUUUCGGGUUACUAUUCUUUUAUGUGUUUCAUGAAGUUCGAACGCAUCACAUAUGUAAUGUGGUAACUUACGUUAAUAUUCGGAUACAAUAAUAGUUGAGAAAUGAUUACUCCAUAUAAUUAUUUAUUGUUAAGUUAAAAGAAAAUAACGGUACGGAAUAAUUUUUUAUAAAAUAUCACAGUAUCCAAAUAUUAAUGCAAGUCACUGUACAUAUAUUGAUAUAGUUGUAUAGUUGUAUACUCAGCGUUACGCUUAGACAAAUAUACAUACUUUUAACUACAUAUAUAGAAUUGUAAGAGAUAAUUAUUAUUUUUUAUUACGACGCGACAUUCCUGAUAAUCGUCAAGCGAUGAUAUCAUAAAGACUAAAGUUGUUUAUGUUUGAAAGUUUAAAAAGAAUAAGAAUGUUUAAAAACGCACUUACAAAGAGCGAAUAUUUUAUAUAUAUAAGUUGGGUCUUUUUGAAGUCUUGUCACAAAAUUUACAAAUGUAUUUUACAUUUCAAAACUAACAACAAAUUUUAAACCCCAAAAUUAUCAUGUUUUAUAAUAUAGCCAUAAGCAUAGCCAAAAGGGUAGAGAGUUUUUGCCCACCCCUAAAUUUGACAAGGAAAAAUAAUUAAAUUAUUUCAAAUACAAGUAAAGAAUAUAAGAAAUCAUAAAAGUAAAGAAAUGUUACUAACACAUAAUCUUUAUUCUAUAUAAAGAAAGCUCUAGUAUAUAUUAUGAACUUAGAAACUAAUAACAAAGUAUUAGCGAUAUUUUAUGAGGAAGGCGACUGUUAUUUCGCUAGGAAUAUUAGAGAGCUUAGGGACACGCCGGGUUGCUCACGGCAUUUGCGUGAUAUAGUUACGAAGGAAAUGUGUACAUAAACAUAAAUAUUUCGGAAUUUUUAACAUGCUGAAGAUGUAUGUGGUACAUUGAUGCAAUAAUAAGGAAAGGCAUCAGUUUCCAUGAAACGAGAAGAUGUGGAAACGGUGGAUCGCAACUAUAUAAAAUAAGGAUUUCAUUUUGCAGAAACGGAAUUCAGAUUGCUUAUUGUAGAAAGCUCAUCAUGUCGACCCAUAUUUCGCAUAAUCCGCGCUCUCACAGGCCACGUAUCCGUUAGUUUUCAGUUAAAUGGUCUGUUCUUUAUAACUGAAUUGACUGCACUAAUUCAAGAAAAUUACGCAUAGUGAAACGUGAGAAUCUUGUACGUACGCUUUGUACACUUCAAUGCGUAUGUAAAUUUCUUGAAUUAAUGCAGCCAGUUCAACAAUAAAGCUGGUAGGCAUGCGCUAGCAGCAAUUUUAUCGCUUAUGAGCUGUCCCUUCUCACCCCCUCUCGCCCCCCUUACAAACGAUACAUCGCUGCAGCAGAAAAACAUUUCAAGAUUUAGCCAGUGAUGCAAUGCAUGUGUGCGUGCGUGCCAGAGAGAGAAAGAGAGAGAGAGGGCAUUCUCUCUUUCUUGCUCUAGCUUGGCUGAUGUGAUUGAAGCUGCUAGUGCUUUCUCAACAUGGAUCUAACAAAGAGACCAUACGAGGUAGGCAACGGAGAUGUGAAUAAAACUUUAACAGUUUGUAGGAGGAACCUUCCAAAGCUCAAACGUAAAAUAUUCGGUGUAGACGGUUCACCAUUCAGAUGUUAGUAAUGAAAAAAAUUUCAGUGUCCGAUAUUUACCAGCAUAGUAUGAUCGGAAUUCGAAGUGGUGUGUAGCAGUACGUUAGGGCGUCCGAGUGCUAAGGCGUAGAUCCAAACUUGACUCUUCGUGUUAGUGGUUUUUCUUCAUUUCUUUUUAAUAAAGUUAUUUAAUUAUUUUGUGAAUAUAUAUGUGAAUAUAUAUGUGAAUAUAUAUAUAUAUAUAUAUA